AACCAGUUAGUCCACCUUCGUACAGGAAGUGAGCAGCUGCAGCACACAAAAAGGAGGCAAUAAGAAAGAAAAGCAGUGGCUGUAUUUGGACAAAUGGUGUACCUUUCCGGCGUGAUGAGAUUAAGACGAUGAGCCCAUCUUGACCUGCACUGACACAAGGCAGUAAGAAACUACUAAAUGGACAGCAGAGGUCUGUUUUUGUGAGUAGGCCUACAUUAUGGACUCCAGAGCUUGGACAGAAACUUGAAUUUGUUUUCUGACGGAGCAUCUCAAGAUCACGUCUUUGAGUAUUUCUUUUUUUUUUUAAAGCAAUCUUUAAAUGACAUUCUAAAUCAGGGAUCCGCGAAUGGUGAUGCAAAAUAUUUUAGACAUUACAAUAUUUGAUUUAAUGUAAAUUCAGAAACUUCAACAAUAUCGUGUAUUCAUACUAAUUUUAUGCAAAACUAGUUUUGCAUGGGCUGCAAGAAUAUCAGAUAUUGAACAAUAUCCUAGCAAUUUUUCUAUUAAUUUUGAAAUUUUCGAUAGUUAAAUGUUUGUGGCUUUAUGGCAUUUUUUUUUUUAAAUAUAAUGUUAAUAUAAUGUUAAAGCAACACUAAUUUUCUAAAGGGUUAAAAAAAUAAUUUUUUAGUCAUACACUUAACGUUUUUAUUUAUAGGGGCUAAAAUGCCUUGAUUUUUUUUAAAAAAGUUAAUUUGUUAUUUUAUUUUCAAUCAUUUCAGCAUUUUAUAUUUUGAAAAUAGUUUACAUAAUUUUUGGAAAUUAAACUUUAAAUGGAGCUUUUUUUGUAGGGAAUUCACAAGUAUGCGACGUUCAAUACAACAUUUUAGAAGUGAAAAUGUUUUUUUUAAAUUCAUUAUGAUCAUAUCAUUUAGAAAAUGUUCAAUCUAAAUUUUCACAAUUUAAAUUAAACUUUGUUUUGUCCGUCUUAAAGGUGUUACUAACUGCUUGCCAUAGAAAAUAGAAACAAUAUAAGCUCCAUCUUUGAGGUUUUUUUUAACCAAUUUUUGCCCAUUACAUGAUUAAUUCCGCAAAAACCAGAGCACAAGGCGCACUUCAAAUAGGCACAUUUAAAAACAAAAAAAGAGUUAAGACUCACAAUGGCCACGUCCAUCUCAGAGGAUAACGUGUGUCAGCGUCCCACCAAUGGAGAUCACAAGCUUGUCAACAAGACUCUCAGGAGGCUAGAAAAGCUCUAUGAGUCGUGUGCCGACCCACGGCUGGGCCUAAGAAGCAGCCCGCCGUACCUCCCAGAACUGCUGCCUGAUACCGCAUCUGUGCUCCGACGAGUUUGGGAGCCCUACCGGGGUCUCGGGGUGCUGACGGGCCGGGCCCCCGCUGCUGACGAGGCGAUGUUCCUCAGGGUCCAUGCCAGGAAUCUGCUCGAUAAGACCAAUAGAGCCUUGCUUCUUUUUAAAGAUGGCAAGGAGAACAUGUUUGAAGAGACAUCCGGCUACAGGAGGAACCUGACCAAGAUGUCCCUGCUCUUCAGUCACAUGUUGUGGGAGCUCAAGGCUGUGUUUCCAGGGGACCGUUACCACGGCGACACCUACAAGCUGACCAAGGCAGAAGCGCGAGAAUUUUGGAAGCUUUCUUUUGGCAAUAAAUGUAUCGUGAGUUGGAGCAACUUUGCCGAGAAGCUGCGCCUCGUGCACCCGUUUGAGGAGGGGAUGGAGUCCGUGUUCCUCAAGUUCACCAUCGAUCUCACUUGCAACGACUAUGUCUCCAUCUUUGAAUUUGACAUCUUCACCCGACUUUUCCAGCCUUGGGGGUCCCUCCUGAGAAACUGGAACCAGCUUGCCGUGACGCAUCCGGGCUACAUGGCGUUCAUCACGUAUGACCAGGCUGUGUCACGACUGGAACGUUACCGCCACAAGCCUGGAAGCUACAUUUUUCGCCUGAGCUGCACCAGGAUGGGCCAGUGGGCCAUUGGUCACGUGACAGGCGAGGGAACCAUCGUUCAGACCAUCCCUGAGAAUACGCCACUCUAUCUGGCACUCCUCAGGGGCCAUAACCAGGGAUGCUACUUGCACCCAGACGGCCGAGAUGUGAACCCAGACCUCAAUGCCCUGCACAAACCGGAACACAAGGCAAAAGUCAAGGUUACACAAGAGGAAAACGAGCUUUAUCGUGUUGCGGGCACCUCCUUCCAGAUGUGUAAGAUAUGCACAGCCAAGGACAAGGACACUCGCAUUGAGCCAUGUGGACACCUUGUAUGUCGACGUUGCCUCAACAGCUGGCUGAAAUUGGCGGACCACACCUGUCCAUAUUGCCGAUGUGACAUCGAAGGCACGGAACCCGUCCACAUCGAGGUCUGCCAGCCAGAACACGAGGAAGAGGGUGACGAAGAUGAUCACGAGGAUAUCGAGCUGGUGGUAAAGCAAAUGGCUGCUCUGAGGAAGAAGGCUCCAGAGAGCUGAGUCCUGCAGCAAAACAUAAAAGGGAAGCGGGUGAGCAUGGAUAAGCCCACCGUUUUCUCAUCAACACCUCAACAGAUCAUUUGGUGGCUUCAUAAAAUGCACAAAAAAAAAAAGCAAAUUUUAUGAUUAUUUAUAGAUCAUAUUGUUUAAUUCAUAUGUAUGAAAAGCAAUGUGAAGAUGAUUCUCAUGUCCAGAAGACCAGAAGACAUCAAGAGUAUAUACAGUAUUUUAUAGAAAUAAUAUAAGAAAUAGAUCAUUUAAAGUUUUUUUUUCUGAGUGUAUAACGUAACUAUAAAUAUGUACUGUGAAAAUGUAGAUACAUCGCAGAAAACACACGCUCUGAGACCCCCAAUUUGGCCAAAUUUCAAAACUGUCCUAUAUGCAUGUGUGAUACAUUAUUGGAAAGCUUAAAAUCUCAAUUUUUUGGUGGAAGAAAAAUUUUGAACUGGACGGCAAUUAAAAAAUUUUUUUUUUUUAAACCCCUAACCCUAACUCAAGGAGAGAGCAUGAGAGAGCAUAAUUAAAGACACCAUGAUUUUAACGAGGUAUUAUCGCUAACUUACCUUGUUUCGAUCCAAAAACUCUGUGUAGCAUGAGUCACCGAGUAUCAAGACGUAGCCGGACUUUCUGGGGAUUUUAUGGGUGAAACAUGGUAAUAUAACGAGGGUUGCAAUGCAGAAAUCGCAGGUCGCAAUCGAGUGAUCAGGAUUUUCUUUUUCAAAUAUUUACCCUUUUAAAUGUUUUUUUUAUUUUUAUUUUUUUUAAUUUCUCUUUGUUUGACUCGAUUACUUAUCAUCUAAUGUAUCGGGGAAAAUGCGACAGUAACAAAAAAAUUACAAUUAAGCCAUAGGUAUGACGUAAAUAUCCGUGACCUAUUCAAAGACACUUUUUUUUUCAUCGGGACGCAAUUUAUUUAAAAGUUUAAGAUAUGCGAGUGAAUAAUUUUAUAAAGUAGUUUUUUUUGUUGUUGUUUUUUUUUUAAACUAAAUAUUAGACAAAAAUAAAUAAUUCCAAGCUAAAAAUGACAGCCAUUUCGAAUAAUAAAUAUAAUUACUUACUUUCUUUUCAUGGCUGUGUUGAAACAAGAAGCGGUUGCGCGACGUCUGUAAACGGAGGUCUUCAGGGUAAAACAGAUCAAUUAAAAAUAGUUUGGGGGCUUAAUGCGCCAUGAAACUGCUAGGGCACCAUAUAGACAUAUUGUUCUAUCAAACGCAACAGUUCUUUUGGCUUAAAAUACAGCAGUUUAUUUUAAAGAGGGGUGCAAGAAGCCUUGUCUGUGUUUUCGGCCGUAUGCAUUUAUUGAAUGUGUUAGAUAUAAUUGUAUCAUACAGCCAUUAUUAUGAUUCCAUAUUCGCCUUACGAUAUAAUAAACAAAAAUGAAACCAUACAAAACGAUGACAAAAUGUAUUUUUGUUAAUAGCUUCAUAUUUGGUGAAAAAAAAUCAUAAAAUAACAUAACAUAAAAAAAAAAAAAAAAACGAUAACCAAAAACUCAAAGCAUAAAGACUGGUGUAAAUAAAUGACAUAUUUCGGAGAGAUGACAAUUUUUAAAAAUAUAUGUAAACUGAACAGUUCAGGAAUUGUGUUGCUAAAUUAAAUAAUAAUAUUAAAUAAUCCAAGUAAAAGUUCUAAACAGUUAUUAGUAUCCAGGACAUGUAUAACAUUUAAACUAUAUAGACCCUAUGACUGUCUAAAAAUGUGAAAAAACAUUAAUAAUGCUUAUAAUUGAGUAGUAUAAUUUUGCACUUCUUAUAAACAAUUAAUAUAUAAAAAGAAAUAUCCAGAGGCUUACAAUUCUGAGCAUUUGUGUUUCACAUUUCAUGUUUUAAUUUUUUUUUUCCUUUAUGAUUUUCAACUCUCCACCUGCUGUUACUAUAAUUGUAUUGAAAGCCAAAUAAAA
Molecule: messenger RNA, 4317 nt
Organism: Corythoichthys intestinalis (scribbled pipefish)
Lineage: Eukaryota; Metazoa; Chordata; Actinopteri; Syngnathiformes; Syngnathidae
Gene: cblc
Product: Cbl proto-oncogene C, E3 ubiquitin protein ligase
Exons: 9
Coding region: 1098-2417 (439 amino acids)
Biological process (GO): cell surface receptor signaling pathway; negative regulation of epidermal growth factor-activated receptor activity
Cellular component (GO): plasma membrane; membrane raft
Molecular function (GO): receptor tyrosine kinase binding; SH3 domain binding; phosphotyrosine residue binding
Source: RefSeq, a predicted model, not a curated record